AUAAUAUUCCGGCCUAUAACCACGUGAGAAAAUAUUUUGACGAAAUCAUUUUCUAGAAAAUAGUUUCAUACAACCAAACUUGUGGAUGGUGUGUUGAUCUCCGACCUUGGUUUCUCUCUCUGCAAGUUAAAUUGAUGACUCCAUUACGGUGAUCUCGACACCCCUCUGUGUCUCUCUGCAAGUUAAUUGAUCACUCCAUUAUUGUAAUCUCGGUGGCCGUAAUUUUUGAAGCGGAUCUCUUCCGCACCGGUUCUGUGAGAAUUAUUGUAUUUACUGGGUUGAUAUGCAAAAUCCAUGAAGAAAGAGAGUGAGGGUUCUACUUCCUCAGAUCGUGAUGGGGCAGAAGAGGAAACGGAGGCUGUGGAAUUAGUGUUGUUUCAUGUGAGCGAGUGCUAUGUAUAUCUGAUACCGCCAAGGAAGAGUGCAGCUUCUUACAGGGCUGAUGAAUGGAAUGUAAAUAAAUGGGCUUGGGAAGGUUCAUUGAAAGUCAUCAGCAAAGGGGAGGAAUGUAUAAUUAGACUUGAAGACAAGAAUACUGGUGAGCUUUAUGCUCAAUCAUUUCUUAGGAAAGGGGAGCCACACCCAGUGGAGCCUGUAAUCGACAGCAGCAGAUACUUUGUUCUAAGAGUUGAAGAAAAUUUUGGUGGUCGUGUGCGGCAUGCAUUCCUUGGAAUAGGUUUCCGCGAAAGGCCUCAAGCUUAUGACUUUCAAGCUGCUCUUCAUGAUCAUAUGAAAUAUUUGAACAAAAAGAAGACUGCUGAAGAGAUGGAACAACAUUAUCAGUCAGCGUCCUCUGUGGAUUACAGUCUGAAGGAAGGGGAGACCCUUGUGUUGCAGCUUAAAACUAAAGAAGGUCGAAGUGUGAGGUCUGCAUUUUUUGAGAGAGGGCUCAACAACCUCUCUUUGGAAGACAAACCAACAGGAGAAGCACCGAUCAGUCUUAAGCCACCUCCACCUCCUCCAGCACCUCUUACACCAUCGAAUGCUCAGAGAACGAUGGUGCAUGAGCAACUUCAGGUGCACACUAGUAAUGGUGUUACCAUGCAAUACAAAGAGAAAGACGAGUCCAAAGAAUGCCUUGAUUUGGAACAUGAACGUGUGAAUGAUAUUCUAGAGGACGACUUUGGAGAUUUUCAGACAGCUGAUUGAUUUUCAUUUGGUAAAGAUUGUUUUGUUACAUGGUUUGACUGACUGAACCAUCUGCGGUUGGUUGUUUGGAGUACUGCAUCAUGUGUGUAAAUAGAUAUUUUGCAGUUUGAUUCUUAAGCAUCCAUUUCUCUCUCUCUCUCUC
Molecule: messenger RNA, 1291 nt
Organism: Amborella trichopoda
Lineage: Eukaryota; Viridiplantae; Streptophyta; Magnoliopsida; Amborellales; Amborellaceae
Product: Adaptin ear-binding coat-associated protein 1 NECAP-1
Biological process (GO): endocytosis
Cellular component (GO): clathrin vesicle coat; membrane
Source: RefSeq, a predicted model, not a curated record